AUGACUUUGAGAAUGAAGGUCAAAGUGUGUUACAAGUUGGAGCUGAAAAACAUGAUUUUAAAAGAUGAAAUACACAUUUCCCCACAGCUUUGUGACCCAGAGCACCCACCAGAGUCCAUGCGCAGGGUCCCUGAUUGUGGGAUUGAGGACCUAUGCAUAGACCUCAAGGCACCUGCAUCAGAGAGUGGAGGGGAAGGUGGGAGCCACCAGCGACCCAACCUCGCGCCGAGGCGUCUCCCAGGGCAACCUGGGGGAGGCGUGGCCUUAGCAUUGGUCCCGCCCCCUUCUCUCCAGCUCGAGCAACGAUUGGCCCAGAGGCACGUCAAAGGCGCAGCGGGCAGAUUUCGGUCCCAGCUCUGGCAGGCCCGCGCCGCCAUUUUGGCUAGUGUGAGUUUCCUAACGCUUAAUCCUGCACCAGUUCAACUUAUAGUUCAGUUUUUGGAGCAGGCUUCCAAACCUUCAGUUAAUGAGCAAAACCAAGUUCAGCCUCCACCUGAUAACAAGAGAAACCGUAUUUUAAAAUUACUUGCUCUUAAAGUUGCUGCACAUUUGAAGUGGGACUUAGACAUAUUAGAGAAAAGUUUAUCUGUUCCAGUGCUGAAUAUGCUACUAAACGAGCUCCUCCGCAUCAGUAAAGUUCCUCCUGGAACAAAGCAUGUCGACAUGGAUCUGGCCACUUUACCUCCAACCACUGCCAUGGCUAUACUCCUCUACAAUAGAUGGGCAAUUAGGACAAUUAUUCAGAGUAGUUUUCCUGUCAAACAGGCAAAACCUGGACCCCCACAGUUAAGUGUUAUGAAUCAGAUGCAACAGGAAAAAGAGCUCACAGAAAAUAUUUUGAAAGUGCUAAAAGAACAAGCUGCUGAUUCUAUUUUGGUACUAGAGGCAGCCCUAAAAUUAAACAGGGAUCUUUAUGUCCAUACGAUGAGGACUCUUGAUUUGUUGGCCAUGGAACCGGGCAUGGUAAAUGGAGAAACAGAGAGUUCUGCUGCUGGACUGAAAAUCAAGACCGAGGAAAUGCAGUGCCAGGUGUGUUAUGAUCUGGGAACUGCAUACUUUCAGCAAGGCUCCACAAAUUCAGCUGUCUAUGAAAAUGCCAGAGAAAAAUUUUUUCGAACCAAAGAACUAAUUGCAGAGAUAGGUUCAUUAUCUCUUCAUUGUACCAUAGAUGAGAAGCGGUUAGCUGGCUAUUGUCAAGCGUGUGAUGUUCUUGUACCUUCUUCUGAUAGUACAAAUCAGCUGUUGACGCCAUAUAGUCAAGUUCAUAUUUGUUUGAGGUCUAGCAACUAUCAGGAGGUAAUACAGAUUUUCAUUGAAGAUAACUUAACCUUCAGUUUACCUGUCCAGUUCCGGCAAUCAGUACUAAGAGAACUUUUUCAGAAAGCUCAACAGGGAAAUGAAGCUCUAGAUGAAGUCUGUUUUAAAGUCUGUUCCUGUAACACAGUCCGUGAUAUUUUGGAAGGUAGAACAGUUAGUGUUCAAUUUAACCAGCUAUUUCUUAGACCUAACAAAGAGAAAAUAGACUUCCUUCUUGAGGUAUGUUCACGAUCAAUAAAUUUAGAAAAAGCUUCAGAGUCUUUGAAAGGAAACAUGGCUGCUUUUCUCAAGAAUGUGUGUCUGGGGUUGGAAGAUCUGCAGUAUGUUUUCAUGAUUUCUUCACAUGAGCUUUUCAUUACAUUGUUGAAAGAUGAAGAACGAAAACUACUUGUUGAUCAGAUGAGGAAGAGAUCCCCUAGAGUAAAUCUGUGCAUUAAGCCUGUCACUUCAUUUUAUGAUAUCCCAGCCUCAGCAAGUGUCAACAUUGGCCAGUUGGAGCAUCAGCUUAUAUUGUCAGUGGACCCCUGGAGGAUUCGACAGAUUUUAAUUGAAUUGCAUGGUAUGACUUCAGAGCGCCAAUUCUGGACAGUGUCUAAUAAGUGGGAAGUUCCUUCUGUGUAUAGUGGUGUUAUACUGGGAAUUAAAGAUAAUUUAACAAGAGAUUUGGUUUACAUUCUGAUGGCCAAAGGUUUACACUGCAGUACUGUUAAGGACUUUUCCCAUGCUAAACAGCUGUUUGCUGCUUGUUUGGAGUUGGUAACAGAGUUCUCACCAAAACUUCGUCAGGUCAUGCUGAAUGAAAUGCUGCUUUUGGAUAUUCAUACGCAUGAAGCCGGAACAGGGCAAUCAGGAGAGAGACCUCCUACUGACCUCAUUAGUAGGGUACGAGGAUAUCUGGAAAUGAGGCUUCCCGAUAUUCCUCUUCGUCAAGUUAUAGCUGAGGAGUGUGUUGCUUUUAUGUUAAACUGGAGAGAGAAUGAAUACCUAAUGCUGCAAGUUCCUGCGUUUCUGCUUCAGAGUAAUCCGUAUGUAAAGCUUGGACAGCUGUUAGCAGCUACAUGCAAAGAACUUCCAGGUCCUAAAGAAAGUCGACGCACAGCUAAAGACCUCUGGGAAGUGGUUGUCCAGAUCUGUAGUGUGUCCAGUCAGCACAAACGCGGAAAUGAUGGCAGAGUUAGUUUAAUAAAGCAGAGGGAGUCUACAUUAGGUAUAAUGUAUCGGAGCGAAUUGCUUUCUUUUAUCAAAAAGUUAAGGGAACCAUUGGUUUUGACUAUUAUUUUAUCACUUUUUGUGAAACUUCACAAUGUUCGGGAGGACAUUGUGAAUGAUAUUACAGCUGAACACAUUUCCAUUUGGCCGUCUUCUAUUCCCAACCUCCAGUCUGUGGACUUUGAAGCUGUGGCAAUCACAGUGAAAGAGUUAGUUCGGUAUACACUCAGUAUAAACCCAAACAACCAUUCCUGGUUAAUUAUUCAGGCAGACAUUUAUUUUGCCACAAAUCAGUAUUCAGCAGCUCUUCACUAUUACCUCCAGGCUGGAGCUGUGUGUUCUGACUUCUUUAAUAAGGCUGUGCCCCCUGACGUGUAUACAGACCAGGUGAUAAAACGAAUGAUAAAAUGUUGUUCUUUGCUGAAUUGCCACACACAGGUGGCAAUUUUAUGUCAGUUCCUCAGAGAAAUUGACUAUAAAACAGCCUUUAAAUCACUUCAGGAACAAAACAGUCAUGACGCUAUGGACUCCUACUAUGACUACAUAUGGGAUGUUACCAUUUUGGAAUACUUGACUUAUCUUCAUCAUAAAAGAGGAGAAACAGAUAAAAGGCAAAUUGCAAUCAAAGCCAUCGGCCAGACAGAAUUAAAUGCAAGUAACCCAGAAGAAGUGUUACAGCUGGCAGCACAGAGAAGGAAAAAAAAAUUUCUACAAGCAAUGGCAAAACUUUACUUUUAAGCAGUUAGUUAAAAUUUUUAACUUUUAUUUUUUAAACAAUGGGUAAAAAUAAACAGUAUUAAAAGAUUACAUUUAUAUAAUA
This is a messenger RNA of Tupaia belangeri chinensis (Chinese tree shrew), 3346 nucleotides long. It is a transcript of the gene INTS8, whose product is annotated as integrator complex subunit 8. The transcript has 29 exons. Bases 1 to 3264 code for a protein of 1087 amino acids. Gene Ontology annotation, cellular component: integrator complex. Gene Ontology annotation, molecular function: protein binding. The record is from RefSeq and is a predicted model, not a curated record. Gene Ontology annotation, biological process: snRNA 3'-end processing. NCBI's taxonomy places the organism in Eukaryota, Metazoa, Chordata, Mammalia, Scandentia, Tupaiidae.